Angiostrongylus costaricensis is the source of this 2025-nucleotide messenger RNA. Lineage: Eukaryota; Metazoa; Nematoda; Chromadorea; Rhabditida; Metastrongylidae. The record is from the annotation of a GenBank genome assembly.
AUGGAGAAGGAAGGUGUAGAAGAAAUCUUUGAAAUCGAUGACUUCACUGUCAUUACGGAAUUUGAACGUUUCGUAGUUGCUGUUGAGGCUCUGGUUCAAGAAUGGGGACUCAUUGGUGAACGGCAACAUGGUAGAUAUCCUAAGGGGAUCCUGAGGACGUGCUCAUGGAAAACGAAGUCAUCUAUGGUAAACUUUGGUGAUUUCAACAAGUUGAAGGUUACCUACUACCAUCCGGAUUUGCCGCUUGAAAUGAUCGAGGAGUUAUCAAAUCCUGAACGGGUUCCAUAUUUGCCAUCAUCGGGUGUGGAUAUGUCAACUUCAGAAACGGAUUUCGUCUAUCACAGCAAUAUAACGACGAUGGGUUCGCAUUUGCGAAAGGGGCAGAUACGGCAUAUGCACCUUACUGGUUUGCUGGAUAUUUUCAAGGAACAUAUCAAAUGUCCAAUCUCACUAUUUGACGCUGACGACAUUCGCAUAUCGAUUCAAUUCGAUUAUAAUGUGACGGUAACACUGAUCUUGCAUCGCUUACCUUAUGCAUUGCAUUGCUUCCGAUUCACACCGUUUAGUUCCCGUCGCAAGAUGCAAAAGAUGUGGAUGAGUUGAGUCUUUGGGAAUUUGACGGAUGGUGGUAUUCAGAAUAUUCGUUUCGCUGGUGCUUCUAAUUUCUCUAUAACUAACCCCGGCGGUCUAUCGCUCGAUGAAAUGGUAUUACCAAUUCCGAAGGUACCCAUUUCCGGAGAAGAUGUUGACAUACAGAGGGUCAACACUGAAGUUGAUGACUGGAAGGAUUUCUGUGAAAAUACUGUGUUACGGCAAAACAAAUGGACACCUCCAGAUUCCCUGACUUGCCGUUUUGCUAAUGCUUUUGCAAAUGCUUCGUUAGACUUCGUCUUUGGAACACGCGCCUUUGCACAAACUGCCAUGUGCCUUGUUAAUGUAAAGUCUUGUGUUUUAAAUGAGUUCUUCGAUGCCCAAUCUGGUCAUUCCGAUGACGAUUCCUCGGCGAAUGUAAGCUUAGAUGAGGAUGCAACGUUGAAAUCCACAAUGGACAGUUCUAAAAUUGCGAAACUUCCACCGGAUCGUAGUCCUAUGACAGAGGACAUGGUUGAAGAAUUCUCGCGUUAUCUGUCAUCGUUAGAUGAUGGUGAAUCCAGAGUUCAAGCCCAGUUGGAUGUUUUAUCCAGUGAUAUGCAAGCGUUCAAGGCUGCUAAUCCAAAAUGUUGCAUUGAGGAUUUCAUUAGAUGGCACUCUCCUAAAGAUUGGGACGAAGAAAAAGAAUGCCUUUCGGAAAGGAUGCAACUUCAGGACAACGCAUGGGUCAAAUGCUGGAAUGAGGCAAUGCCUAUACCUGUUGUAAAUCAAACCCGCUUAUUCAAUGAAUCCAAGGUGGCCGAGGAGAUUUUAUCAAUGCUGGAAAACGCAAAUGUGCAACAAAUGGUGGAACUCCUGCUGCCGGUGCUUUUCACGUCUGCGGUUUUACAAGUGAUUCACAAAGGAAAGUCUAUUUCUAAUCUGCUCGAUAAAGAUCUUCUGGUACAUUCAGUAUGCCGCGCUAACAAAAGUGGACUACGCGAUGAUUAUAUGGAAGCAUUGAAACACUUAAAAGCAGCGGAGAUUCUCUUUUCCCGAUACUCAAGCCUUUGGAACAAGUUGCGAACUUAUAAGAGCGAUGAUGCUGUCGCCGAGCAACCUACAGAGUCUGAUCUCUUGGAGUUUAUUACAUUACUUAUUGAAGACGCUACUUCAAAAAGAGAAACUGUCGAUCGAAACGUAAUUUCUCGAGGGGUUCCUAUAUUUGGUGCUUCUACUAGUCCCCUUGGCAACGCAGUUCGGACCAUGCUGGAAAGAUACAGUAUACCUGGAGGACUUCUACCUCCUCCGUAUAGGAAGCAGUACAUAAUGAGAUGGAGUGUGCCAAGGCCGUCUGCGAAUAGUCGAGAACUACCUCAGCGGUUAUUCGCAUCAAUUGAGCAGGACGAAUUCCGACUCUGUGGUUCUUUUUUGGAGGACACUGUUUACACAUAA